CUUGAAUCAGUUUUCUUGGACCGGAUUAGUUUACAACCGGUCCGGUCAAAGAUAGUCAAUCCAAACCAAGGUUGAAAGAUUCAUGAAGAAUUGCUUCUCGUGAUUUGAUUGCAAGUGAUUAUCCUGAGUAAGAAUUGAAGCGAAGAUCCCACGCUUUUCGGGAUAUGCUAUCCUAAAAGUUUCACAAGUCGACGAACCCUAAUGGUGUCGCGGGGCGUGACAUCGGCUAUGGGGAAGUUGUUUGAUGGGUCAUGGGAGGCAAAUUCUUUUUAUGGAGAAAACAGCUUUAGGACAAGCAAAGGAAGUUGCAGGGCAUGGUCUUAACUAUUUUCUGUAUCUUCGGGGUGCGAAUAAAGAAAUGCCGUCUCUCCUCCUGCAUACUCAUCUAAGAACACGAGCCCCGACCGUUAACAACUUGGUGGCACUGGUUGUUGGCGGAACAUGUUUGUCAUCUUGUGCAAAGAAAACAUGCUUCCGAAGACUGAAACCUAAUUCCCUGUGCUCUCUGCAAUUUUUCUACUUGAAAAGGCACACCAUGAUUCUGUUCCUUCUUUCUUUUCUGGUCAAACAAGGUUGUUGUCGUAAAGAGCACAGGAAAAAGGCAAACACCCAAAUCAUCACCAGUCCUCUGGCUCAACUUCUCCCUCCUUUUUGACUCUCUCUGUCUCUCUGUGUCUGACGGAUCCAAUUGUUCCUCUCUCUGUAUAUAGCCCACCAUCUUAGACGAUCAAUCAACCUGACUCUGUUCGUUUCUAGAGGAAACGACAUUGGAGGAAAUGUCUCGUGUUUCACCUCAUGCGAGGGCUUGAAACUGCAAAGAAGACGGUCAAGACAGAGUGCCCUAGGGACAUGGCUCAACAGAGAGAGGGAUGGCCUCUGGGGUUGCAGCCAGUGAACGUGAGGGUUGGGUUGGGGAGGAACAACAGGGAACACUCGGCUGGCUCCAUAUCUUUCAACACUCUGCUCACUGGCUCUCCCACUUCUUCCACAGACUCUUCGUCGGAUUUGGACACUGAGUCCACAGGAUCGUUCUUCCAUGAUAGGAGCAUCACGCUCGGGAGCCUAAUUGGAACUUCCACCAUGUUAGAGCUCUCUCGGAGAUCGACGAGGAUCCGAAAACCGGAGGCCAUCAAGAACAAGAAAAGCUCCAAGCCCAGAAUCUGGUUAUUCUCUCUGUGCUCAGGAGUGAGCACUGAUGUGGAGAACAUGGACAAUGCCACUGCUCAGUCGCUCGGCCAUUUCCUUGCCGUGGAGAGGAAAGCUGCCAACGAAUGUAGGAGGAUCGGCCAGAGCCCGAUCAUGUAUGGUCCCGACGAGAUCGUCAUAGCCCAACGCGAGAGCGGGGCGUCGAACUCGCUCUUCGUCGACGGCCAGGUCGCCCCUCCUAGAGCGAGUCCAGGACUGGAGGAAGGCGAUGAUGGGUACGGAGUGUCUCUAAUUCUUUGCUGCGCUUGUGGGAAUGGCACUCAUUGAAUGAUCCCGACCUUUGUGGUUUGAAUUUUGUGGUGGUGAAUUGAUUGAUUGGGUGGGAGGAGCGAAUUUGUCCUGGGGAAGUUUUCUAUCGUUA
Messenger RNA from Syzygium oleosum, 1567 nucleotides. RefSeq lists its product as uncharacterized. Lineage: Eukaryota; Viridiplantae; Streptophyta; Magnoliopsida; Myrtales; Myrtaceae. The coding region runs from base 796 to 1473 and encodes 225 amino acids. The transcript has 3 exons. The record is from RefSeq and is a predicted model, not a curated record.